CCGAGGAUAAGAGAGGCUAACGAUAACUUCCUGUCCUGUGUUCGACUCGAAAUGGAGCUCGCUGUAGUUGGCAACUGCUCUCCCGCUUUCUUGAACAAGACAAGUAGGGAGUCCGAAGGUAAAGUUUAUGAUGCACUUACAGUUGGCUCUUGUUUCCCCGCUGGAGUUAAUGUUCGAUACAUUCGACAAAGAAAGCGACCAGUUUCUUCUGCACUACCAGAAACAGCCAUUUCCAUUGCAGUUGCUGCUGCUGCCGUGGGUGCUGCCACGACACUUCUUAUAAAGAGAACCAAAGCUUCCGAAGAGACUGAGAUCCCUAUGAAAACUUGUGAAACCUGUGGAGGUUCAGGUAUAUGCUCUGAGUGCAAAGGCGAAGGCUUUGUGCUUAAGAGACUGUCAGAGGCAAGUGCCGAGAAGGCAAGAUUGACUGCAAAGAACAUGGCUACCCGAUAUACUGCAGCGCUUCCAAAGAAAUGGAGUUACUGUACGAAGUGCUCUUCCUCUCGUUCUUGUAUAGCUUGUGGCGGGCGAGGGAAGUUAAGCUUAUAGCUCUGCUCAAGUGACUCUUGAUGGGUAAAUGGAUGAGUUUAGAAACUUCUAUUUUGUAUAAGUCAAAUUCAGCUCGGCCAUCUUCAGUUUUGGUGGUUUUAGUAUUCGUUGCUUAAUGUAGAUGCAAUGUAUACACAUGUCGAUUAUUAUAACAUACCUACAUGUUAGACUGAAAUUAAAUGCCUGCUACAAAUGUUCAAGAUACAUGGUGCUGAUAUAUUGCUAUCAAAUUUACUCUUAGUUCA
Eucalyptus grandis is the source of this 794-nucleotide messenger RNA. RefSeq lists its product as uncharacterized. The transcript has 4 exons. The record is from RefSeq and is a predicted model, not a curated record. The coding region runs from base 52 to 549 and encodes 165 amino acids. Lineage: Eukaryota; Viridiplantae; Streptophyta; Magnoliopsida; Myrtales; Myrtaceae.